UUCCUGGCUUCUCGCUUUCCCUGUCGAGAUCGAUCAUGGCUUCUUCGUCGUCGUCGCCGGCUCAGGUGGCGUUGUCGUCGUCGGUGUCGACGGCCUCGGUUUCAUCGCCGUGCGCGGCGUGCAAGUUCCUGCGGCGCAAGUGUCAGCCGGAGUGCGUGUUCGCGCCGUACUUUCCGCCGGAUCAGCCGCAGAAGUUCGUGCACGUGCACCGGGUGUUCGGCGCCAGCAACGUGACCAAGUUGCUGAACGAGCUGCACCCGUACCAGCGGGAGGACGCCGUCAACUCCCUCGCCUACGAGGCCGACAUGCGCCUCCGCGACCCCGUCUACGGCUGCGUCAAGGUCAUCACCACGCUCCAGCACCAGCUCCGCCAGCUGCAGAUCGAUCUCUCCUGCGCCAAGUUCGAGCUCUCCAAGUACCAGUCCGCCGCCGCUCUAGCGCAACCUCCCACCUUGCCCUCCGCUGCUUUCCUCAACCAUCACAACCACGUCACGGGCUUCGGGUUCUGGCAGGAUCCGCUGGCCAGGGAUGUUCGCCAUUGCGUUAGCCAACACCAAUGGACGCUGAGAACUCCAAACGGCGACUCAGAUCUGACGGCCAGGGACGCAGGACUGGCGGCGGCGAUGAACGCCACCACUGCGGCCACCAUCGGCCUCUUCGGCACGCAGUACUCUAAGCACAGCGCCGCAGGCGGCCACGAGCGCUCCGGCGUUGGUCCCAUCUACAGAUCCAUGUUACCAGAUUAAACAUUUGUAGAACAUAUGGCUUGCUGAAGAUCAAAGUGAGAUAGAUAAAUCCCGAUUGACGAU
This is a messenger RNA of Zingiber officinale, 809 nucleotides long. Its product is annotated as protein ASYMMETRIC LEAVES 2-like. The transcript is spliced from 2 exons. The coding region runs from base 36 to 746 and encodes 236 amino acids. The record is from RefSeq and is a predicted model, not a curated record. Lineage: Eukaryota; Viridiplantae; Streptophyta; Magnoliopsida; Zingiberales; Zingiberaceae.